Nelumbo nucifera (sacred lotus) is the source of this 974-nucleotide messenger RNA. RefSeq names its product high-affinity nitrate transporter-activating protein 2.1-like. Gene Ontology annotation, biological process: nitrate transmembrane transport; response to nitrate. Gene Ontology annotation, molecular function: nitrate transmembrane transporter activity. Lineage: Eukaryota; Viridiplantae; Streptophyta; Magnoliopsida; Proteales; Nelumbonaceae. The record is from RefSeq and is a predicted model, not a curated record. Gene Ontology annotation, cellular component: plasma membrane.
UCCUUUGUCAUCGACCACGCAUCUCUUUUGUCGUCAUCAUCUUCAUUAUCCAUCUCCCUGGUAAUAAAUUCUCCUCUUCUAUGCUUGUGCUUUACUAGAGAAAUUACCGAUGGCCCCUCGUCUUCUAGCUGGCUCUCUUCUUACUUUCUGCCUAUUAGCAGAGUCUUGUUAUGGAACUGUUCUUUUCUCCACGCUUCAACCAACUCUCGUCGUCAGUGCUUCACCUAAAGAAGGAGAAGUGUUGAGAGCCGGAGACGACAAAAUAACGGUGACGUGGGGAAUGAAUCAGAGCUUCCCCGUCGGGACCGACGAGGCGUACAAGCAGGUGAAGGUUAAGCUGUGUUACGCACCCAUCAGCCAACAAGACCGUGCGUGGAGGAAAACCAACGAUGACCUGAGCAAAGACAAGACCUGCCAAUUCCAAAUCAUUGUCAGACCUUACAACUCAUCGUCCCAGCAGAGCUUCGAUUGGAUGAUCGAGAGAGACGUUCCCACGGCGACAUACUUCGUGAGGGCUUACGCUUACAAUUCGGACGGCCGGGAGGUGGCCUUUGGCCAAUCCACGGACGGUCAGAAGAAGACCAACCUGUUUGACAUCCAAGGGAUCAGCGGACGCCACGCGUCCCUCGAUGUCGCCGCUGGUUGUUUCUCUGCUUUCUCCGUGCUCUCCUUGUUUGGGUUUCUCUUCCUUGAAAAGAGGAAGGCCAAGACGUCCCAAAAGAGCUGAGCUCCACUGAGUGAGUGCCCAGCGAUGACCAUUGACGAGCAUCUCCCAAAUAUUUGUUUGUAUAUAUGUCUAAUUGGUCAUGGUUAAAGGUGGUUGUUUCUUUCCUUUCGCUGUUAUUAGGGUUUCAUUUAUAAAGUGAUACAUGCAUUUGGUCAGCUUUUUCCUGAAUUUUCAAGGUUUGUGUUGUUAAGUAUGAAUUAAUGAGAUACAAGUAUGAAACAUUUUGGAAAUCGAAAAGGAAUUAAAA